Messenger RNA from Magallana angulata, 838 nucleotides. RefSeq lists its product as uncharacterized. Lineage: Eukaryota; Metazoa; Mollusca; Bivalvia; Ostreida; Ostreidae. The record is from RefSeq and is a predicted model, not a curated record. The coding region runs from base 103 to 558 and encodes 151 amino acids. The transcript is spliced from 3 exons.
UUUUAAACAUCUGUUACUUGGUAGACAUGACAGUGUAGUAGUCUUGACAUAAAAACAAGGACCGCACCGUUCACCAGUGCUUCUGUCCAUCACUCUGAGACUAUGGCAUCCACCCUUAGAUUUUGGAUUUUUUUACUCAGCAUUUGUGAUUGCAUUAGUAAUUUCCUGGUCUCGGCGGAAUACUACUGCUACUACUCUUCCUACUAUGCCUACUACUACUGCUACUACUACUACUACUACGACGAUGGUGGGACGAUCGGGGGCGCGGUGGCCGGUGUGAUUAUCACCAUCAUCAUCGUCGUGGUCGUUAUCGUCGUCUGCGUUAAAAAACACCACCGAACUGGCGUAGUAAUCCAUCCGAGAACAAACGUGGCCAGCAUUAACACCGUCACAACCACUCAUCACAUGCAAGGAGGAUACGGACAGCCGCCAAUGCAAGGAUACGGACAGCCGAUGCAAGGAUAUGGACAGCCGAUGCCCGGAUACAACCCUUACGGACAACCCCCGCCGCCAGGGGGCAAUCCUGCCUAUCCACCACCCGCACCCGCACAAUACUAGUGGGUCAAACAGAUUUCGAUACAUUGUUCCAUUGUUGAAUGUUUUUUGACGUUAUUAUCAUGGACAAAAAAUAUUCAAGAAUGAUUUUUUCAAAAUGCUGAAAAAUGAACACUAAAUUGUGUGAAACUGUUGAAUCAAUUGCCGUAUUGACAAAUUGGGAUUGCAAUUUACAUAUCUUAGUACAAUGUAAGAGUCAUCAAUUGUUUACUCUAUUCAUGCGUGCCAUAAUAAUUUAAAAUGAUAAAACAUGUUACGUGUACAUAAAGUCAUGAUUUUGUUA